Molecule: messenger RNA, 950 nt
Organism: Phragmites australis (common reed)
Lineage: Eukaryota; Viridiplantae; Streptophyta; Magnoliopsida; Poales; Poaceae
Product: germin-like protein 12-2
Exons: 2
Coding region: 69-746 (225 amino acids)
Cellular component (GO): cell wall
Molecular function (GO): manganese ion binding
Source: RefSeq, a predicted model, not a curated record
CCCCUCCGUGCAGCAGCAUAUAUCUGUACUAGAAAGAACAGGGGAAUUGAUCCUGUCUAGCUAUAGAUAUGGCCUACUCAAACUUCCUUCUCACUGUUCUUCUCGCCUUGAUCACUUCUCAGGCCAUGGCUUCAGAUCCCAGCCCUCUCCAGGACUUCUGCGUCGCCGACAAAGACUCGCCAGUGCGUGUCAAUGGGUUUCCCUGCAAGGACAUAAAUGGCGUUAAGGUCGAUGACUUCUUCCUCGCUGCCAACCUCGACAAACCGAUGGACACGACCAAGAGCAAGGUCGGGUCCAAUGUCACCUUGAUCAAUGUGAUGAAGCUCGCCGGUCUCAACACCCUUGGCAUCUCUAUGGCUCGGAUCGACUACGCUCCUCAAGGACAGAACCCACCACACACUCAUCCUCGUGCCACCGAGAUCCUAACAGUUCUUGAGGGCUCGCUCUACGUUGGCUUUGUCACGUCUAACCCAGAUAACAAGUUCUUUAGUAAGAUGCUCAACAAAGGUGACGUUUUCGUGUUCCCGAAGGGCUUAAUCCACUUUCAAUCCAAUCCAAGUUAUGACAAGCCAACGGUUGCCAUUGCUGCACUCAGCAGCCAGAACCCUGGCGCGAUCACCAUUGCCAAUGCAGUAUUUGGUUCAAAGCCAUCGAUCACAGAUGAUGUUCUUGCCAAGGCGUUUCAGGUGGACAAGAAGGCUGUGGAUUGGCUCCAAGCUCAGUUUUGGGAGAACAACCACAACUAAGUUAUGGACGGUUGUCAAGGUUUAGGCUUAACUAUGUAACAGGUAAUAAGAUGGGCUCGAUUCCUCUAUGUGAUGAGGCAAACUAGCAUAUAAUACGGGUUUGCUUGUAGAUUGUGUAAAGCAUUUAUAUGACACCAUUUGUAAGCUUUAAACCAUAUAUGGACUGUAGUUGUUAAUUUAAUUAAGAUACAAUGGAUUUGAACA